Molecule: messenger RNA, 2533 nt
Organism: Marmota flaviventris (yellow-bellied marmot)
Lineage: Eukaryota; Metazoa; Chordata; Mammalia; Rodentia; Sciuridae
Gene: Prkar1b
Product: protein kinase cAMP-dependent type I regulatory subunit beta
Biological process (GO): negative regulation of cAMP-dependent protein kinase activity
Cellular component (GO): cytosol; cAMP-dependent protein kinase complex
Molecular function (GO): protein kinase A catalytic subunit binding; cAMP-dependent protein kinase inhibitor activity; cAMP binding
Source: RefSeq, a predicted model, not a curated record
GCGUCCCCGCGCCCCGCGUCCCCGCGCAGCCGCCUCCAGCCUCAGGCGUCGCGCAUCCAGCGGGAAGAACAAGACGCUCUGACCAUGGCCUCUCCAUCCUCUUUCCACUUGGAGGAGGAGGACAGUCUGAAGGGGUGUGAGCUGUAUGUUCAGAAACACAGCAUCCAGCAGGUGCUCAAAGAUUGCAUCGUGCACCUCUGCAUCUCCAAGCCUGACCGCCCCAUGAAGUUCCUCCGGGAGCACUUUGAGAAGCUAGAGAAGGAAGAAAACAGGCAGAUUCUGGCCCGGCAGAAGUCAAACUCGCAGCCAGAGUCCCACGAUGAGGAGGUGUCUCCGACCCCCCCAAACCCCGUGGUGAAGGCCCGCCGCCGGCGAGGGGGUGUGAGCGCGGAGGUCUACACAGAGGAGGAUGCAGUGUCCUAUGUCAGGAAGGUCAUUCCCAAGGACUACAAGACCAUGACUGCGCUGGCCAAAGCCAUCUCUAAGAACGUGCUCUUUGCUCACCUGGACGACAAUGAGAGAAGUGACAUCUUUGAUGCCAUGUUCCCUGUCACUCACAUCGCCGGGGAGACAGUCAUACAGCAAGGGAAUGAAGGAGAUAAUUUCUACGUAAUUGACCAAGGGGAAGUAGAUGUGUAUGUGAAUGGAGAGUGGGUGACCAACAUCAGCGAGGGGGGCAGCUUUGGGGAGCUGGCACUCAUCUACGGCACCCCCAGGGCUGCCACAGUGAAGGCCAAGACAGACCUCAAGCUCUGGGGCAUCGACCGCGACAGCUACCGGCGCAUCCUCAUGGGCAGCACACUGAGAAAACGCAAGAUGUAUGAAGAGUUCCUCAGCAAGGUCUCCAUCCUAGAGUCCCUGGAGAAGUGGGAGCGCCUGACUGUGGCCGAUGCCUUGGAGCCUGUGCAGUUUGAAGAUGGGGAGAAAAUCGUGGUCCAAGGGGAACCCGGGGACGGCUUCUACAUCAUCACAGAGGGCACAGCCUCUGUCCUUCAGCGCCGGUCCCCCAGUGAGGAGUACGUGGAGGUGGGGCGCCUUGGGCCCUCUGACUACUUCGGGGAGAUCGCGCUGCUGCUGAACCGGCCUCGUGCGGCCACCGUGGUGGCCCGGGGGCCCCUCAAGUGUGUCAAGCUGGACCGGCCCCGCUUUGAGCGCGUGCUGGGCCCUUGCUCCGAGAUUCUCAAGAGAAACAUCCAGCGUUACAACAGCUUCAUCUCCCUCACCGUCUGAGCCGCGCCAGGCCGCAGCGCUCCCCGUGUGCCUGCAAUCCCUGCUCCCUGUGUCUGGGGCCUGGGAGUCAUGGGGAGGUAGCAGGAUGAGGCUGGCAUCCCUGCAGGGGACCUCGCCUUCCUCUGGACUCGGUUUUUUUGGAAUAAAUGACCAUCUUGUGCAUAUCAGAUACAAAGGGCAAGCAAACAUCCCAAGACCCAGGAGUGACAGGCCAGCUUCCCUCCCCCACACUUCCUCGUGUCCACCCCUUGUCUUAGGGGACCCACCUGACCCUCUUCACAUCAUCUGGGCUGUGCUUGUCUGAUCCCCAGACCCAGGGGCAGACAGGCUGUGGAGACCAAGUCAGCCCUGAGUCCUGCCCCCAGAACCACAGGGUGCCACCCUGGGGCCCUGCAGACCCCGUGAGGCCAGGCUUGUCAGGCCUAGGCCCAAGUGUGAGACAGAUCAUAUAGAUGGGGUGUUCCCUGAGGACACUUAUGAUGGGGCAGAAGUUGAGGCCCAUUCCCACAGGGGCCCAGAGGAAGCCAGGGACCCCUUCUCCUAUCUUGGGGGCCAGUCCAUGGGCCUCAGACAGAGCCGUAGGUAACUCUGUGCUGAGAGCAUUGGGAGGAGCCAGCUUGAGCCUGGUGGCUUGUCCUUGCCUCUUGGAAAGUCCAUCUCCAGGUGGGCCAACCAUAGCCACCAGCCCUUGGGCAGCCGGUAGUCCGUGGCCCCUCACCAGCUGGUGCCCAGAAUGGGCACACUACACAGCUGAGUCUGGGAAUGUCCCAGAUCUGGUGAGCACUGUGCUGGGUCCUUUGCUCUUUGGAGUUAGGGGAGCCAAACAAUGUGGGGCCACUUCUCUGGGAGAUGUGGAGGGAGGGUGAGCUUUCAGAGGCAUCUGGGUAGAGUUAGAGGAAUCAGAGGCCCUCUGAGCUAUUCCCCACAGAUUUGCCUGUAUCCAGCCUGAGUCCCAGCCCCGUGUCCCCUGUCCAUUCCCCUGAUGAGAGGGGAUGUGUUCAGUCAACCCAGCGCGGGUCCCACACCCCUAAACCAUCCACCAGCUUGUCUCUUAAACGUAUCCCUGGUGCCGUGAUGAUACGGAGCUGAGGGAGCUCUCAGUCCGUUGAAAUGAUGUGACCCACUCCAUGUUGCCCUGCAGUGUCCUGGGGAGGUGCCCUCCCCGCUGGCCACCAGCGCCCCCUGCGCCCUGGCCAUGCCCGUCCUGCCUGUGCUGUGGGCUCUGUGGACUUGUGUGCCCUCCUGCUCACCUUGCUGAGUGCUGCAUGAACUAUUAAACGUGCAAUGAGGUACCUCUUCCUGA